Molecule: messenger RNA, 1422 nt
Organism: Amyelois transitella
Lineage: Eukaryota; Metazoa; Arthropoda; Insecta; Lepidoptera; Pyralidae
Gene: BomSIFR
Product: neuropeptide SIFamide receptor-like
Exons: 3
Coding region: 1-1422 (473 amino acids)
Biological process (GO): G protein-coupled receptor signaling pathway
Cellular component (GO): membrane
Molecular function (GO): peptide binding; neuropeptide Y receptor activity
Source: RefSeq, a predicted model, not a curated record
AUGGCCCCGUUAAGAAUACCCUCGUCGGAUCUCUUCACAGAUGAUUUGACUGAUUUUUUCAAUUAUUCCACUCAAACUCCACAUCAUUACCACGAGACCCGGCAUCAUGGGAGACACAGGAAUCAUUCGCACAGAGAGAAUCACGUGAAGAAUCACAACGUGGCGGAUUUAUUAUCGAAUUCAAUAAUGGAUGUGAUAAAUACGAGGUUUGUUGAUAACAGCGUGCUGCCGGACUUGGAGCCGCUGUCGACGCAUAUAGAGUUGGAUCGUUACCCGAUGAAGAUGAACAUAACGAUGAACCGUUCCGAUUUGGGGGUGAUGAGUGAUGAGUUUAUGUAUAGACAUAGUGGGGCGAUGACUGCGGUGUACUGUGCGGCGUACUUGUUGGUGUUCGUGGUGGGUCUGAUCGGGAACUGCUUCGUGAUAGCGGUCGUGUACCGCUCGCCUCGAAUGAGGACGGUGACGAACUUUUUCAUAGUGAAUCUGGCGGUGGCAGACAUAUUGGUCAUCGUGUUCUGCCUGCCGGCUACGCUCAUGUCUAAUAUCUUCGUUCCUUGGGUGCUGGGCUGGUUGAUGUGCAAGACAGUGCCCUACGUCCAGGGCCUCUCCGUGGCUGCAUCAGUCUACAGCCUGGUGGCUGUCUCUUUGGACAGAUUCCUCGCAAUCUGGUGGCCGCUCAAAUGCCAGAUCACCAAGCGGCGCGCCCGGAUGAUGAUCGUCUUCAUAUGGAUAUUUGCGAUCGUCGUCACAACGCCAUGGGUCUUUUUCUUCGACCUGGUCGUGGUUUUCGAAGACAACCCAAGUGUGCGACUGUGCCUCGACGUCUGGCCAAAUCCCCUCAGCGAGAUUUUAUACUUCGUCAUUGGAAAUCUCAUUUUCUGCUACAUUUUACCCAUGGUCCUCAUAACAAUGUGCUAUAUCCUCAUCUGGAUCAAAGUUUGGCGACGUUCCAUCCCUACCGACACUCAGGACGCUCAAAUGGAGAGGAUGCAACAAAAAUCCAAAGUCAAAGUCGUGAAAAUGCUUGUGGCUGUUGUAAUUCUCUUUGUUUUAUCGUGGUUCCCGCUCUAUCUCAUAUUUGCAAGAAUAAAACUUGGAGGUCCAGUGCAAAAAUGGGAAGAAGACAUGUUCCCAGUUGUGACGCCACUAGCUCAGUGGUUAGGAGCAUCCAACUCCUGCAUCAAUCCAAUUUUGUACGCGUUCUUCAAUAAAAAGUAUAGAAAGGGAUUCGUUGCUAUCAUCAAGAGCAGAAAAUGCUGCGGGAGGCUGCGUUACUACGAAACUAUUGCUUUGCAAUCAUCGAGUACGUCGACAAGAAAGUCUUGGCAUUACAAUAAUAAUAACCAUGCCUCAAUAACUCGUCGCUCGCCACCAAUGGAUAAGAACGCGGUGUCCUUUAUUUUUAACCACACCGGCGUGUAG